Molecule: messenger RNA, 867 nt
Organism: Schistocerca cancellata (South American locust)
Lineage: Eukaryota; Metazoa; Arthropoda; Insecta; Orthoptera; Acrididae
Product: cytochrome P450 4C1-like
Exons: 3
Coding region: 1-867 (288 amino acids)
Molecular function (GO): heme binding; monooxygenase activity; iron ion binding
Source: RefSeq, a predicted model, not a curated record
AUGGUACUGCGGCCAUGGAUGCAUAACAAGUUUCUGCUGCGGCUGACGUCCAAAGGACGUGGUGUGUUAAAGUGCGUGAAAAUGCUGGAGAAUUGGGCCAUGCAGUGCAUCGCCAUAAGGUCGGCAGCCACACAGGACGCACCUACCAAGACACGGCAGCGCCUGCUGGAAGCUCUGGUCAAGCCAGGCGGUCAGACUGCGAUACCACUCGACGAGGUUCAGGGCGAGGUUAUGAAUCUGCUGGUAGCCGGCACAGAGACAGUGUCCGUGACCGUCAGCUAUGCACUGACACUGUUGGCCCUCCAUCCUGAGUGGCAGGAUGCAGCCCACCAGGAGCUGAAGGACGUCUUCGGCGAGGGUGACGACUACCUGCGGGCCCCCAGCCUUGCAGACCUAGGCAGACUCAGGGUGCUGGAGAGCAUCAUCAAGGAGACACUGCGGCUGUUUCCAACGGUCCCGAUACUCCCUCGGGUGGCCACAGAGGACCUCUGGCUAUCUGGAGGGUCUCCAGGGAGUGUGUUGGUUCCUAAAGGUGCACUGCUUUUCGUGAUGCCCUUCCUCACACACCGCCUGCCGCAGUUCUUUCCGGACCCACAUCGGUUCGACCCAUCACGCUUCUUGGAGGACCGUGUUGGCAAAGAGCAUACAUGCAGCUACCUGCCAUUUGGACUGGGCGCGCGCAACUGUGUGGGCUCCCAGUAUAGCCGACUGCAGCUCAAAGUCUACCUGGCAGACAUACUGAGGCGCUUCCGCUUCCUGCCAUGUAGCCGGCGGGAGGACCUGGAGAACAGCUCGCUCUCCUUGAGCCUAAGCCCCAUCAAGCCAAUCAGAGUGUCGUGUAUGCCUCUGGAUGACCCUAGCACAUAG